Molecule: messenger RNA, 1946 nt
Organism: Hydractinia symbiolongicarpus
Lineage: Eukaryota; Metazoa; Cnidaria; Hydrozoa; Anthoathecata; Hydractiniidae
Exons: 2
Coding region: 212-1855 (547 amino acids)
Source: RefSeq, a predicted model, not a curated record
AACAACAACAUUAACAGAAAAUUUAACUUGAGGCUUGCCCAUGGAGGUAUAAAAGAACUUUUAUACCUCCCUACUUUACUAUUAUAACACUAAAAUCAAAGAAGAGUAUUCUUUAAUGGUUUAUGGACUGUAUUCUAUCCAAAAGACACAAAGUUAAAGGUUAUUAAAUGACUAAAGACUGCUGAUUCCGUCUGAAGGCUUCCGCAUUAUUAUGUGUUCUGUGGUGGUAGCAUUUGCUGUUUCUGCAGUCGAAGGAAUUGCAGGAGGCGUUCUUCAAAAUUAUAAACUUAACGAUGCUCCAAAAAGCACGACCGGUAGUAUUUCUGAUGAAGAUCAAUUAACAUCAAGGCUUUUAGUGAACACGCAGAGGGAUGCGCUGACGGAUUUUUACAUGUAUGGUUCUAAUGAUGAUAUUUACGAAGAGUUCACUGCGCAGGAAGCUACGCAUUAUUUCUUUGAAGAGGAAGAAGAACAGAAAGACAAAAAAGAGACUGACGCUUUGCCAUCUCAUCUGAAAUGGAGAGAAAAUAGAGUUCCAGGAUGGAAAUGGUUGGGAACUUGUGUUAAGUAUUCCUUUUACAUUACUGUUCUUGGUAGUUUUAUAGUUGGUUCAGCUGCUGUUCUGCUGAUGUUUGUUGACAUAAACACUGCUGAUGUGUGCUCUGAUGUCCAAUGGAAGGAUAUUCCUAUUUCAGUACAGCGUAUACGUGUUACGGUUCAAAUAUUUGAAGGCUGGUUACUUCAAUUCUUUCAUAUUUUUACCAUGCUACUUGUGUUUGGAUGGGAUGUGAUUGGACCCCUGCAUUUAUUAAAUUGGAACUUAAGUGCAGCAUUCUUAGAUUCUGUUUAUCGUUUAUAUCUACAAAUAUACAACGUAUAUGACAGCGCUUGGAUAAGUGGUCCCUUAAAUGCUCUCUUUGUUGGAAUGAUGGUUUUUAACAGUUAUCGAAUAUCAAGAUUCUUUCAUCGUGCAACGUGGAAAAAGGCUGUGCUCACUUUUCAGUUGGGUUCACAGUUUAUGCUAGGGACGUUAACAUUGUAUUCUAUUGUGUAUCUACUUAUCCCCUGGUUUGUUCAACUGUCUCCUUUACAGCAGGCUAUUGUAGCAGCUGCAGCGCCAUUAAGUGGGGCAAUAUGUAAAACAAUUUCUCGUUUAGCUAUACAAAACGUAGCAAGUGUAAAUCAUCCUGGAACAUCUUACGUCCUUGUGGUUGCCGUAUAUUCAGCAGCUCCUAUUGUAUACAGAACUUUACAAGCUGAAGUAGAGUCCUUUAAAUACUUCGCCUUGCUUUGUAUAGCACAUGGAUUUGUUGGACUCCUGGAAAGGCUUUCAGUUGUGCUUCGAGAUCAUUUUUACGUUUGGUUUUAUAAGAAAGUACUAAAAAGAGAAAGGAUUUCUUGUCACGUUGGAAUGUUCCGAACACCAAGGACACAGCGUCUGAUUGCAGAUCUAACUAUUUGUAAUAUAAUACAGGAGAUCGCAGCUCUCAUUCUAACAAACGCCUUUGUUCAACUUUACGCCCUGCAAUUUGGUUCGACAGCUGAUGGAAAAAACUUUAAUCCAAGAGAUAUUUUGAUCGAGUUUUUAUAUCGAACAAUCUUGGCUACAGCUAGCGAAUUUGUUUUCACAUUAUUUGGGAUUUUCAUCAUGACGUGGUAUUUGAACCUUCCAAUCGUUAGGAUUUGGCGAAAUAAAUGGAAAACGCUUUUGUUCACAAAUUUAAUUACAUGCUGCGUUUUGGUGUUAUAUACCACACAACAUCUGGUGACUGUUGUCGAUUCAAAGUAUAGAGAUGUGAACGAAACAAAGACUUGUGACCCGUCACAAUUGCUCUUUUUUAAAAAUAGUAUAUAACUAGUCUAUACGGCCCGCCGUGCAAAAAUCCACUUAGGCAAAAAAAAUGAUAAGAAAGAAACCUGGGUCCCCGAAUCCGUUUCGGAAUAAA